UCCGGCCAUGAAUAAACCGCCUCUGGUUUAAUAUUUAACCUUGCGACUCUUAUUUUGACUUCGUUGCCCAGCAUAGCUGUCAACUUUUCCCUUUUCUUGCGAGGAAUCCUAUUCGGAAUAAGGGAAUUUCCCUUUAAAAAAAGGGGAAAGUUGACAGCGAUGUUGCCCAGUAGCACCAAUUAAAAUCAUGCAACGAGACAACUGAAGCAGUUUCCCUUGAAGGGACCAUGGACACUCGGCGACAGGGAUCCAGUCGGACGAAUCCAAAACACCAGUGGGAGACGCCUCGUUGCAAGGAGCGAGGAUCGGCGGGAGGGAGCACGAAACGGGCCACCCUCGAGCCCGUGGAGUCGCCGAAAUCCGCCGGUGCUGACCAAUCGGGAACGAGCAGAGCCGUCUUCUGGCGAUUGCCCCGCCCUCCGAGCCUGCGUUUCCCCUCCGUCCCCUUCUAAUGGUCGCGUCCGUGGCCUGGAAACCUUUGGUGGGAAGCGCCACUUUGUCGGAAAGGGUCCGGAUUCUUUUGAAAGAACAUGGCCAAGGCAAAGAUUGCAGUCAUUGGUGCAGGGCUCAUUGGCCUCUCUACUGCUGUUUGCAUUUCGGAAUCUGUCUCAGACUGCAGUGUGACUGUCAUUGCUGACAGGUUUACCCCCAAUACAACAAGUGAUGUAGCUGCUGGGAUGCUCAUUCCUCAUAUUUACCCAGACACACCGGUUCAUCAACAGAAGCAGUGGUUUAAGGAGACCUUUGACUACCUGUCAGUAAUCUGUAAUUCCUCAGAAGCUUCAGAGGCUGGGAUUCAUUUGGUCUCUGGCUGGCAGAUCUUUAAAACCAUUCCUGAAGAGAAGCCUCCAUUCUGGUCUGAUGUGGUUCUGGGGUUUCGCUCGAUGACUGAACAGGAAAUGAAGAAAUUUCCGCAGCACAAAUGUGGUCAGGCCUUUACUACACUGAAGUGUGACUGCCCACCCUAUUUGCUUUGGCUGGAGAAAAGGCUGAAAAGAAAUGGGGGCCAGGUACAUGCUAGAAAAAUCAAAGACCUGUGGGAGCUGCGGAGUGACUAUGACAUCAUAGUGAAUUGCUCUGGCAUUGGCUCCAGGAAGCUCGUGGGUGACCUCGAGAUACACCCCGUCAGAGGUCAGGUUCUCAAGGUCAAGGCCCCUUGGGUAACACAUUUCAUUCGGGACGGCGAUGGAUUAACCUACAUCUACCCAGGGAUGCACAACAUAACGUUAGGUGGGACACGGCAAAAAGGCAACUGGAAGCUGUCUCCAGAUCCCAGUACCAGCAAAGACAUAUUUGGCCGAUGUUGUGCUCUUGAGCCAUCCCUUCAGGCAGCUCAGGAUAUAAAGGUGAGGGUGGGCCUGAGGCCAUCCAGGUCAGCCGUGAGAGUCCAGAAAGAGAUACUGGUUCGAGGCAGUGGAAAGCUUCUGGUGGUGCACAAUUACGGACAUGGGGGCGGUGGAUUUUCCGUGCACCAGGGUACAGCUAAAGAAGCAACCCAGCUGGUUAAAGAGUGCAUUGCAGCCCUUGAAAUGUCAAGGCAUAAGGCAAAACUUUAGCCUGUAAGGUGAACGUUCAUAUUCUCAUUUCUCUCUCUCAGUAAUUAUUGGGUUGAUUUACAGAGGCAUCUCUCUCUUGGGUUGAUUUACAGAGGCAUCUCUCUCUUGACAGCUGAGCACUUGAUGGCCAGCAGGGGAAUGUGAGAACUGGCUGAAAGGUGAUGGGAGGAGAGGUUCUGUCUGCAGUGUUUAAUCUGUAAUGCAGUUGAAUACAAAAUAUUGAGUCCCCAACCCUUGCAAAAUUUUCUGUUGUGCAGCUCCAUUUCACCAGCAGAGGGCAGCAUUGGAUCAGUCACUUAUUUGAGCCCUAUUUAAGGUGCUUGGGAAUGGGGGAUGCUCCGCAUGGUAUCUCUGUCUUUAAAAACCAGGGAUGGCUUGGAUGGUUCAGAAGCUACAGCACUGUGGCAUUCCAAGAGUCUCCUACAAGGCCCUCAGUUGGUCCAGGCCAGACUUCCCCCAAUAUUUCCCAGAGCAACCUGCUGUCACCACCUACUCCUUUACAUAGAGGAAUCAGAUUUUCCCUUUAUUGGCUGCAAUUCAAAAUCAGUAUGUGGAGUGAGAUCUGCUAACUUGGAAUCCCCCAGACCAGAAUACAUUCAUAAAUUUAAAAUUGGUAUAUAAUUUUGGAUGGAGCGCCAUCCAAGCAAGUGGACUUUUAAUAUAGAAUAACAAAGAAUUAUGCUGUCAUAACCUGGCAUGUUUGUCUCUUCUCUUCAGCAGCUCUAACACCACUCUGACUCAGCUCACUGCUCUCCCUAACACUCUGCUAAUUCCUCGUCUGCGUCAUUCUCCACUCUCCAAUGAUCUCUAUCAAUUGACUCCGCCUGUCACACACUCUGACUCCACCCAGCACCCCAUACCAGUCCCCUGCUGCCAGUCAUUCUUCCGCUCAUUCUUCUGUUCUGAACAUCAUCUUAAUAAAGGAUUUCCUCUGCAGAAGCCAAUAUACUGGUAAGAAGCACAGGGAGCAAGCCCCAGGGGGGUUAUUCAGCACAUACUUCGCUGAAAUGAAGACCAGCCUCCCAUUUAUUUCAGUGGGGCUUGUGGAUUUAUUUAUUUUUUUAAAAAAGGGCAAGGGGCAGACUUUGCCAAUGUGAUGGGCUGACUAACCGUCUCCUAUUUUGAAUGGGAAAAAAUUCUGCAGCUGUUUCUUUUUAGUGCAUGUCUUUGUUCAUGGUGGAAGCUUUCCCAAUGAUGGCUAUUUAUUUAUGAAAUUUAUAUCCUGCACCUUCCUCCCAAGAAGCCCUGGGUGGCUAUGCAAAAGACUUCCUUUGUGAACACACGAGCGGCAUCUGCUAUCCUUGAGCAAGUGCUGUGUGUGGCCACAGUGCCAAAACAUCAUCCUUCAAACUAUAGAGCAGAGCCAUAUAUCAUAAGCUGCAGACCGUGAAGCUGCAGGCAGUUGUAGAUUACAGUUGCCGUUAUCUUUUAUGUUACUAGCUUGUUGCACGAUGCUGCCAAAUUCCUGGGCUUUAAUAGUCAGACCAUUACGCUGCCUGUAACUCUUUACAAGUAGCUCUGAGCAAAACUGCUCACCUUUCCUGAAUACAGAACAGCGCAUUCCUCGCUAUAGUCACCCCAGCAACAUUUUCAGAUGUUGCUGGUGCUGAGUAGCAUUGCAGGCAGCCCAAGCAUUUGAAGUACAGCUUCAAGACAACGGGAUGUAAGAAAGCAGCCUCAGCUAGCCCUGUGUCGGUUCAUUUCAUCCACGAUACCUGCCAACUUGGAAUCCCACUUGCUGCAGCGCUAGAGAUGGGAAGACUGCAGCUUCUCUCUCACUUCCUCCUCAGUCAGUCCUCAGCAAUCCAGUUCCAGGCUCUGAGUUGCAACCUGGCGUGUGUGUGUGUGUGUGUGUGUGUGUGCGCACACACACACACACACACACACACACACAUUUCGCUCUGGGGUAUCCAACUGUCCAGGUGUUUUGAACUAUGAUUUCCAUAAUCUCCAGCUGAGAUUAUAGGAGUUGUAAACAUCUGAGGCCUCUGUGCUGGCUAUCCCCAAUUUAGCUUCUUAUGAGAAGCUUUCACUUUUUCCUUCUGCUUCCAAAUUGUAAAGGUAAAGGGACCCCUGACAGUUAAGUCCAGUCGCGAACGAAUCUGGGGUGUGGCACUCAUCUCACUC
This is a messenger RNA of Podarcis muralis (Common wall lizard), 3683 nucleotides long. NCBI's taxonomy places the organism in Eukaryota, Metazoa, Chordata, Lepidosauria, Squamata, Lacertidae. The record is from RefSeq and is a predicted model, not a curated record.